Brassica napus (rape) is the source of this 2084-nucleotide messenger RNA. RefSeq lists its product as uncharacterized. The transcript is spliced from 5 exons. The record is from RefSeq and is a predicted model, not a curated record. Bases 425 to 1834 code for a protein of 469 amino acids. NCBI's taxonomy places the organism in Eukaryota, Viridiplantae, Streptophyta, Magnoliopsida, Brassicales, Brassicaceae.
AAAGAAGAAGAAGGGAGUGUUUCUUCUUCCUUAUCUCAGUUUGGUGGACAAUAAAAAUAAAACUUGGCCCUUUUAGAGAGAGUAAAGGGAAGAGGAGAGAGAGAGAGAGACUGAGACAACUCAUCAGCUGGUACAACUCAAAGAGAGAAAGAUCAAGAUCCAAGACGACGGAGAAGAGAGCUCAAGGGAUAUGGGAUCUCGUCUUCCUCAGUAUUGCUUCCUCCCUGUUUUCUUCUGCCACUCCCAGGAUAGCAACUACAACUACUUUUCUUGAUAGUUCUUUUUUUUUCUCUCUCGGCGUGGACUACAUUUUUCUCGGAAUCUUUGACUCUCUCAGUCUUCAUUUUGAGUCAUCAUCUCUCUUUUCUCACCUCUGUGGGUCCUCUCAUUCAUCAAGUUUUCUUUCUUCUGUAAGCAAACGGAAAUGGGUUCGAGAUACCCUUCUCACCAGCUCGGCAACGGCCUGUUCGUGUCUGGACGCCCCGAGCAACCCAAAGAACGACCUCCAACGAUGAGCUCAGUAGCGAUGCCUUACACGGGCGGCGACAUCAAGAAAUCAGGAGAGCUGGGGAAGAUGUUCGAGAUUCCAACGGAUGGGUCCAAGUCAAGAAAGUCCGGUCCCAUCCCCGGCGCUCCCUCAAGGUCCGGCUCAUUCGCACAAUCAGGUCAAGGAGCUCCCAACGCUUCUAAUGCUCGUAUGUCUGGCUCUUUGGCUUCCGCUGCUGGGUCUCUCUCCAUGAAGAAAACGAACUCCGGACCUUUAUCUAAACACGGAGAGCCUCUCAAGAAAUCAUCCGGCCCUCAAUCCGGCGGCGGAACGCGGCAAAACUCCGGUCCUAUCCCUGUUCUUCCGGCUACAGGUCUCAUAACGUCAGGUCCUCUGAACUCAUCUGGAGCUCCUAGAAAGGUUUCUGGUCCUCUAGACUCGUCUGGUUCGUUGAAGACUCAUAUGCCUUCCGUUGUUGUCCACAACCCGGCUGUUACUACCCUUGGUCCUCCGGAUGACUUCUCCAGCCUCAAGAGCUUCCCUAAGCCUGUGCUGUGGCUGAUCGUUCUUAUAUUUAUAAUGGGGUUCCUUGCCGGAGGCUUCAUCCUCGGCGCAGUUCAUAAUCCGAUGCUCCUCAUUGUUGUUGCAAUCUUCUUUGCAGUUGUUGCGACGCUUUUCAUUUGGAAUGUUUGUUGGGGGAGACGUGGCGUGGUAGAUUUCGUUGCUCGUUAUCCUGAUGCUGACCUUAGAACUGCCAAAAAUGGCCAAUACGUGAAGGUCACUGGGGUGGUUACUUGUGGUAAUGUGCCGCUGGAGUCAUCAUAUCAGAGAGUUCCAAGAUGUGUGUACACAUCCACGUGUCUAUAUGAGUAUCGUGGAUGGGGUUCGAAACCAGCUAAUUCUUCACAUCGUUUGUUCACUUGGGGACUCAGAUCAUCAGAGAGACAUGUGGUAGACUUUUACAUAUCAGAUUUUCAAUCUGGACUCAGAGCCUUGGUCAAAACCGGAAACGGUGCAAAGGUGACACCUCUUGUAGAUGAUUCUGCUGUGGUAGAUUUUAAGCACGGAAAUGAGCAAAUGUCUCCAGAUUUUGUUCAUUGGUUAAAGAGGAAGAAUCUAUCAAGUGAUGAUCGAAUAAUGCGGCUCAAAGAAGUGUAUAUAAAAGAAGGAAGCACAGUGAGUGUGAUUGGUGUUGUGCAGAGAAACGAUAAUGUGCUGAUGAUAGUGCCACCAUCUGAGCCACUUGCAGCUGGUUGGCAAUGGAGGAGAUGCACUUUCCCAACAACCCUUGAAGGAGUUGUAUUGAGAUGUGAAGACUCUUCGAACGUUGAUGCAAUACCGGUUUAAGUCCAUCAUCAUCAUCACAGCAACAUCAGAGUUUGGUUUCAUUGAAUAUUUUUUUUUCAUAAAAUCUUAAAAUAUGUGGCUCUUCUUGGUGCGUCCAUUUCGUGGUGGGUGGUGUGGUUUCAUAUGCCUAAAAUGAGCUAAUUGUAUUCUUCUUCUUUUUUUUUGGUUUGUAUAGAGCUCUUUUAAGCAAGUUCUACUCAAAGGUUGUUAUAUAGUGUAAUAUGUUAUGGUCAAAUCUCCUUUUUUUUUU